UCCCGCAAACGCCCGCAACCGCAAACGCUAGCUGGAACCAGCUUUUGAAUUUAUGAGGUUCAGAGCGAUUUGGAGCGAUUUGGAGCGGUUUAGAGCGGUUUGAGCGAUUGUUGCAAAACGCCAGCAACCGCUACCAACCGCAAAAGCUGCGUUUGCGGGUGGUAGCGGGAAAACCAGUCAUACCCUAAGUCAAUAUUGUUAUACCGCCCACCCACCCAUCCAAAAAAAACUUUAUAAAAGACGUGGACGCUGAUAGCUUGACGGGGACCGUUCUCAAAAUGGGACACGCUCUGACCAAAGCUAGAGAGUUUGUCAACUCGGAGAUGAAGAGUUCGGAUGAGGAUAGUGAAGGCAAAACCCCAAUAUGAUCAACAUAUAUAUGAUAAUUAAUGAUUGUAAAUAAUUAAAAUUUGAUAACAAUUUUUUUAUCCUCCCUUCUUUUUAUCUAGUUUUAUAUUAUUAAAAAAAUUAAACAAUCACAUUAACAAUAUAAUAAAAAGUUAGAUUUUUUCUUAUAUGUUAUAUUUUGAAUUUUUUAAAACGACUAUAAAUUAUUAAAAUGUUAAAAAAUCCCACAUUAAAAUUUUUGUGAUCAAUAACUUAAAUAUUUUUUAUAACAAAAUAAAAAUGAUCAUAAAAUCGUAUGAGUAUGAAGUUUCAUUUAAUAGAUAUUUAUUAAAUAAAUAUAUAUAUAUAAUAUCGAUUAAAUUAGACUAUAUACCAUAUAAAAUACAUAAAUAUGUCAAUUUCAAAACUUAUUGGGACUUUAAUAUUUAAACUAAAUUUGCAUUGAAAAAUUUUCACAUUGACAAAAAACGGUAGUCCAAAGACUGAUAUAUGCGUCUUCUGAUUUGCUCUAUUAAGGGCUUGUAGUCCUGAGCUCCCAUUCGCUAGUCAGUAAUGGUAGACCGAGAUAUCUAACUGGUAACUGACCAGCUUCAAACUGAUAUUGCGUUUGCACUGCUUGUAUGGUGGUGUUCUGUUGACAGCAUAGUAGAUUGUUUUGAUUUCUCCAUACUGAUUUUUAAUCCAGAGACCUUUGCUACUAUGCUUUCGAUAGAUCAAAUUUACAUCAUUUGCAAAACUCAAGUGAGCGAGCUCAAGAUUCUUACAACCAUACAUAUACAUAUUACAUUUACAUAACUAAAAACAUAAAAUGUGGACAAAUCAAUAUGAUUCGGUGAAGAAAUCAGAUAACGGACACGAAUUAUUUAACAAAUGGAUUAUUGAGAAAGUCAAUAAACUCAUCCUCAGAAAGGUUACGUCUUUGAACCGCAGUAAGCAUUUUUCAUCUUAGCGGGGCUCACAGAUUGAUUGCAAAUUUAAGUGGUGAUGACUAAGUCAAAGACUAAUAUCUCAGAAAAGAUCAUGUUACUAUACCCCAAAAACUCUAUAAAAGACAAGGCUUCGCCUAGUGUCUUCCUGAAUUAUUGGUCCUUUCAAAUAUUUUUUCUUUGUUUGCAAGUAUGGAUCCAAGAUUGCAAUGGGUUGCUCAAUCGGGUAGCGUCAAUGCUUUAUAUUCUCUUAUUCAAAAGGACCCAUGUAUUCUUCAGAACGUCGAUAUUUUACCUUUCAUGCACACACCUCUCCAUGAAGCUUCAUCAACUGGCAAGAUAGAUUUGGCGAUGGAACUGAUGAUUCUAAAGCCAUCUUUUGCUAAGAAGCUAAACGCAGAUGGGUUUACUCCAUUACAUCUUGCCGUCGAAUACCAACAAGUUGAGUUAGCACUAGAGCUAGUCAAGUUUGAUCCCAGUAUUGUUCGUAUUCGUGGUAGAGGAGGUAUGACGCCAUUGCAUCUUGUGGCAAAAAGUGGGGACGUGGAUCUUCUUACAGAGUUUCUCUUGGCAUGUCCUGAAUGUAUCAGAGAUGCAAAUGUAAAUGGAGAAACUGCUUUACACAUUGCGGUUACAAAUGAUAGAUACGAAGAGCUUAAAGUUCUCAGAGGGUGGAUGCAAAGAAUUCGCAAAAGUGAUGCUUCAACCACCGAGAUUCAAGUCCUGAACAAACGUGAUCGUGAAGGCAACACGGCCUUGCACUUAGCGGCAUAUAAGAAUAACCACCAGGCAGUAAAGCAGCUUUUAAAAUGCAUGCCACUGAACCGGAACAUCCAGAACAAAAGUGGUAUGACAGCCCUUGAUGCCUUGCGAGUCAAUGGGCCACACAUGAACAGAGAAACGGAGAGCAUUAUACAGAAAUCGGGUGGUAAGAGUGGGAUGUCUCUGUCCAGGGUUAAGACAACGUCUCUUUUCCUAAGCAAACCGGUCACUUUCUGGGAAUAUUGCACUACGGGAAUGGCACGUUACAGGAGUCGCAUGUCAGACGGAACAAGGAACUCUCUUCUUGUAAUAACAGCCCUUAUCAUCACAGCUACUUAUCAGACUGCGGCACAACCGCAAGAUGACAAGUAUGACAAGUAUGAGGCGGCGGCACAACCGCCAGGAGCCUAUUAUGGGGCGCAAGAUUACAAUGAUGAUAACAUAUUAAAGAUCGUGCUACUAUGGGGAUUCAAUACCAUGGCCUUUUUCUUGGCGAUUGCCUUGACAUUCAUACUCUUACCAGUUGGCAGAGCAUAUAUUUGGUGGUAUAUCUUCAUAACGGGGCCUCUCGUCUGUUCAUAUGCAAUUUCAGUGUUCCUGAAGUAUACCGUUACAAUAUUCUUACUCAUGUAUCUGAUGGUUGCAUUCAUAUUUCUCAUCUAUCUACUUGUAUUCUACGUGAAGUGGAAGCGGACUACGCGGAAGAAAGUACCAAAACCUAAAAUCGAUCUGAUUUCCCAAGGCUUAGGAACCAUGUUCUAGGCCAGUUAUACUAUAACAAGAUCCCAAAUGUGAGCUGAAUAUCCAAAGCAUCUUACCAUGGUCGAAAUGUUUGUUGUAAAACUUUGACUGUUAUAAGCAUAUUCGGUUGCUUUGUAAAAUAUAUACUUAGUAAAGAUUGUUAUCUUUUGAAUAAGGCACAUGUUUAAGUAUCAUUCCAAGCUGACUUUUAGGAAGCAAAAAUGUGUUUAUGUGGGAGAUUUAAAACAUGAAGAGGGAAGAUGCUAAGAUGCGGAGGCAACUGCAGCUUGAGUUGUUUCUUUAUCCUUUGCCUCCUUAAGUUGCUUCCAUUUCGCAACGGUGUCGAUAAGUUCCCCAGUUAAGAUCAGAUAUCUUACCUUAUGUCCAUCUUCAAGGACCUUGUGACCCACCCGACUUACCACUUCCUUUUCUUUAGAAUGCAGCAUCACAUUUGAGCUGUGGAUCGGCGCUUCGAUCUAGAAAACACAAAUUUGGCCAAUAGACAAAGUGAAAGAGUCAUUUGAGUGGACUGGCCUUAAGCAUGACCUUAAGAAUUUGGCCAGGCUCUCCCUCUUCACGGCUCUUCAUGUGUUUGGUCUUGAGGUUAACAUCUUUGAUGACAAUUGUACUGUUGUGGGUAAAGAUCUUAGUGACUUCUCCGAUUUUACCCUUGUCUCGUCCAGAUAUAACUUUGACCGUAUCUCCAAACUUGACAUGCAUCUUGUGCAGAGCUGGAAGACUGUUUGGUUUGCAUUUUUCAAAUACUUAUGCUCCUCACAUAGUUGCAUGUUUCUAAAUUUUUAAAACGUUUUACUCGUUUUACAAAAAAACAAGACUUUUUCAUUCACAAAAGAAACAUAUAGACAAGCUCCUGUUAACCAAAUUUCAGUUACCAUCAACAUCAGUGGAUUCCCUCCUAACCAAAUCUACAAAUCAUCCUAAAGCCCACCCAAAAA
Molecule: messenger RNA, 3733 nt
Organism: Brassica rapa (field mustard)
Lineage: Eukaryota; Viridiplantae; Streptophyta; Magnoliopsida; Brassicales; Brassicaceae
Product: ankyrin repeat-containing protein BDA1-like
Molecular function (GO): protein binding
Source: RefSeq, a predicted model, not a curated record